AUGGAUUCUCCACUAAAAUUGCAAGAGCAAAGCAAGGUUUUUUUAUUUGACUCAUUGUUGCACAAACAAACUGGUUUGCCCAAAGAAUUUAUUUGGCCGGACUUAGUUAGUGCUCAACAGGAGCUUUUGGAGCCAGUGGUGGACCUUGAGGGUUUCUUUAAAGGGGACGAGGAGGCAACAAAACAAGCUGCUAAUAUAAUUAAGGAUGCUUGCUUACGGCAUGGUUUCUUUCAAGUGAUCAAUCAUGGAGUAGAUCCCAAUAUUAUUAGAAACGCAGAGGAUUACAUGGACCAUUUCUUUAAGCUUCCAACUUCCCAGAAACUUAAGGCUCGGAGGAUGCCAGGCAGCAUGUGCGGUUAUUCUGGUGCUCAUGCUGAUCGAUAUGCAUCAAAACUUCCAUGGAAAGAGACUCUCUCUCUUGGUUACCAUGCAAAUUGUUCAGAUCUCGUUGUGCUGAAUUUCUUCAAAUCUACUCUUGGAAAUGAUUUUGAACAAACAGGAAUGGUAUAUCAAAAAUACUGUGAAGCUAUGAUGGAUUUAUCUCUUGCCAUAAUGGAACUAUUGGCUAUCAGUUUGCGAGUUGAUCGAUUACAUUACAGAAAAUUCUUUGAAGACGGCUGCUCGAUAUUGAGAUCUAACUUCUACCCUCCUUGUCAAGAGCCAGGGAAUACUCUUGGCACCGGCCCUCAUUGCGAUACAAAUUCAAUAACCAUACUUCACCAAGAUCAAGUUGGAGGUUUAGAAGUUUUCACUAACGACGUAUGGCAGACUCUUCCACCUCGUCAAGGUGCACUCGUCAUCAAUAUUGGUGACACCUUCACGGCGUUAUCAAAUGGGAAAUAUAAGAGUUGUUUGCAUAGGGCAGUGGUUAACCAGCACGAGGAGAGAAAAUCGUUGGCAUUCUUUCUCAGUCCAAGAGAAGACAAGGUGGUGAGACCACCACAAGAUCUUGUGUGCAGUGAAGGGAAAAGGAUGUAUCCGGACUUCACAUGGUUGGAUUUGUCUCGAUUUGUACAAAAUCACUACAGAGCUGAUGAUAACACACUUCAGAACUUCACCAACUGGUCCCAAUCAGUAAACCUUUAG
Dovyalis caffra is the source of this 1086-nucleotide messenger RNA. NCBI's taxonomy places the organism in Eukaryota, Viridiplantae, Streptophyta, Magnoliopsida, Malpighiales, Salicaceae. The record is from the annotation of a GenBank genome assembly.